AUGGCUUUCCCUUACAAGAAGGUACUCCUGGUUGGAGCUACAUCUGGUAUCGGCCGUGCUUUAGCCGCAAGCCUUGUCGAACAUGGCUGCUUCGUGAUUGCCGUCGGUCGACGACAGGAUCACCUUGACUCAUUCGUCCAGGAACACGGCGCGGACAAGGCUGCAUCUUUCAAUCUCGAUAUCAGCAAGCUAGAUGCAAUUCCAGACUUUGUGAAGAAUGUGACUUCUUCCCACCCAGAUUUAGACUGCGUCUUCGUCAACUCGGGCAUUCAACGGCGGUCUGUUUUUAGCGAGCCAGAGAGCAUUGAUAUCAAUCAGAUUCAGGAUGAGAUGACAGUCAACUAUGUUUCCUACGUUGCAUUGGCCAAGGAGUUCCUACCCUUUCUCAUGGCUAAAGGAGACACUCCAACAUCACUCAUAUUCACUUCAUCCAAUCUCGCACUGGUUCCCAUUCUUCGCUGCUCCAACUACUGCGCUUCCAAGGCCGCUCUGCAUCAUUGGAUCCUCUGCCUACGGGAGCAGCUAAAGACCACAAACGUCAAAGUGAUUGAGAUCUUCCCACCUAUCGUGCAAACUGAACUGCACGACCCAAAGCACCAACCUGACAUGGCGGAAACGGUUCGUGGCAAGCCGUUUGGUAUCCCAGUAGAGGAGUUUACUAAAGAGACGAUGGAGAAGCUUCUGGCCGGAGAUGACCAGAUUGCAAUCGGUCUGUCGAAUAUCGCUUUUAACAGCUGGGAACAGCAGCGUCAACAGGCUUUUCGCCGAGUGGUUGAGAUGAUGCGAAAAGGCGGGUUUUAA
Molecule: messenger RNA, 801 nt
Organism: Aspergillus lentulus
Lineage: Eukaryota; Fungi; Ascomycota; Eurotiomycetes; Eurotiales; Aspergillaceae
Product: putative short-chain dehydrogenase/oxidoreductase
Molecular function (GO): oxidoreductase activity
Source: RefSeq, a predicted model, not a curated record